Rana temporaria (common frog) is the source of this 1547-nucleotide messenger RNA. RefSeq names its product SprT-like N-terminal domain (gene SPRTN). The coding region runs from base 97 to 1515 and encodes 472 amino acids. The record is from RefSeq and is a predicted model, not a curated record. Gene Ontology annotation, biological process: DNA repair. Gene Ontology annotation, molecular function: metalloendopeptidase activity; single-stranded DNA binding; polyubiquitin modification-dependent protein binding. NCBI's taxonomy places the organism in Eukaryota, Metazoa, Chordata, Amphibia, Anura, Ranidae. Gene Ontology annotation, cellular component: nucleus. The transcript is spliced from 5 exons.
UUCUGUUUACUUCCUGUGAGCUCCGCCCAGUUCCUGGUCCUUUGCCGAUCUCACUUCCGGUACCCGUUAGUGAAUGGGGGAAGUGGGCGCUUAGCUAUGGACGAUGACCUGCUGCUGGCUGUCCGCUUACAGGAGCAGUACGAUCGGGAGGCGAAGGAACAGACAUGGCGCCCCUCUCAGGAAACUGUCGCUGCUGUAGAACAGCCCAAAGAUCUCUCCGUAGUGGACCCGUCCUGGGAGCUGCUGGACCCCAGUCCGGACAUCCAUGGCUUGUUUCUCCAGUUCAAUCAGACAUUCUUCUGGGGGAAGCUGGUCGGGGUGGAGGUCAGGUGGAGCCCCAGGAUGACGUUAUGUGCAGGAGUUUGUGCCUAUGAAGGAAGGGGAGGCUUGUGUUCUAUACGUCUUAGUAAACCUCUGUUGUCACUAAGGCCAAGAAAAGAUCUUGUACAGACCUUACUCCAUGAAAUGAUCCAUGCCCUUCUGUUUGUCACACACAACAACAAAGAUCGGGAUUCUCAUGGUCCAGAGUUCCUCAAACAUAUGAAUCGAAUAAAUGGUCUUACUGGUGCCAAGAUAUCUGUUUAUCACAGUUUUCAUGAUGAAGUAGAUGAAUUCAGAAAACACUGGUGGAGGUGUAAUGGCCCCUGUCAGUCCAGAAAACCAUAUUUUGGAUAUGUGAAACGCGCAAUGAACCGAGCACCAUCUGCAAAUGAUACUUGGUGGGCUGAGCAUCAGAGAAGUUGUGGGGGAACUUACACCAAGGUCAAAGAACCAGAGUCCACUUCUCAUAAAGACAAGAAAAAGGAGGUUUCUGAAAGCCAGGCCAAGAACGUGACAAAAGAAAAAAGUGAGGCUAUUGACAUUCGUACAUUUAUGCCUUUUACCGGUAAAGGUUAUACACUUGGUGAAUCAAGUAAAUCUAUUCGAAGUCAGACAGUCCAGAAAGUCCUUCCUUCUUCACCUGCACUAACCAAGCCUGUGCCUCAAACUUCCAUCAAUGGAAUCCUCAACUUUACUACAUCAUCAAAUAAGACAUUGAACCAAGUUCCCAGUUCCAGGUUGCCUAAAAUAUCAGUUGCCAACACCAAAAUGUUCACCAACGUUGCGGGAUCUCCAGUAAAACUGCCUUUUAAUAGCAGGAAUGUAGCAUCAUCGGUGACUAAAAGUGAAAAAUCUUCUACUAUGACACAAAAGCGGAUAUCAUCUGAAAUGCUAACGUCAUCGCAGAGUAUACCAUCUACCUCACAGGAAACCAGGAGUGAAGGAAAUUUUUGGCAAGCUCCGAAAAAGCCCAGAAUGGACAGCAGUCAGGGGAUUAAGAACUUUUUUCCAAACGUAUCAGGAGUAAGCGCUACUAGCCCUAAACCAACAAUACAUAUCCCUUGUGACCAACCUCAGAGACCUACUAACCAGACCACCUCCAGUAGCCAGAAUAAGAAAGUUAACUGUCCUGUAUGUAAUGCUGAGGUUCCUGAAGGGAAUAUAAAUGUCCACCUAGACACUUGUCUAUCCUAAAAAUAUAUUUUAGUAUUUUGCUUUUACUUGAA